Molecule: messenger RNA, 1035 nt
Organism: Peronospora matthiolae
Lineage: Eukaryota; Oomycota; Peronosporomycetes; Peronosporales; Peronosporaceae
Source: the annotation of a GenBank genome assembly
AUGGGUUUAUCUGGAAUGCCUGGUGUCUGGUCGCGGCUUAUGCGAACGUUUUUCGACCAAUUCGGAACCUUUGUCGUGGUGUAUCUUGACGACAUAUGUAUCCUCUCCCGUACAAUGGAGGACCACGUCGGCCACGUUCGCGCAGUAUGCGCCGUGUUACGCAAGGAGAAGCUUUAUACUCGACUCUCCAAAUGUGCGUUUGGUCGUAACGAGAUUGCAUUUUUAGGGCAUAUGGUUUCCGACGAAGGUCUGCAGGUCGACCCAAAGAAGAACGAUGCUAUUGCACAGUUUCAAGCUCCGACGUGUCGCAAGGAGCUGCUGAGUUUUCUCGGGCUGGCUGGGUAUUACCGUCGCUUCAUCUGCGAUUUUGCCAAGCUUUCACGUCCUCUUCGAGCAUUAACCAAACACGAGACUCGCUGGAGCUGGGGGGAGGAUCAACAGCGAUCAUUUAACGCGUUAAAACUCGCACUUCAGCAGGCUCCGACGCUAAAGCUGCCAGACUUUACGCACCCUUUUAUUGUCACUACGGAUGCGUCUGGGUUCUGCAUGGGCGGUGUCCUCUCUCAGCGCAUCAUUAAUAGCGACCACGCCAUCGCAUUUUAUUCGAAACAUCUGGGCCCCCACAAAUUAAAAUGGCCCGCUCAUGAAAAAGAGCUGCUAGCAAUCAAGACUGCUUUAGAAAAAUGGCGCCCGUAUCUCCACGGACGACACUUUUCAGUCUACACCGACAAUUCAGCGUGCAAAUGGAUGCUCCACCAUCCUAAAGUGUCGCUCAAGAUGGCACGCAUGCUGACGUUCUUUUCCCAGUUCGACUUUGUCUUACAUCAUGUUAAAGGACGGUCUAACGUCGUGGCCGAUGCAUUAUCUCGACCGGCCGUAUCCGCAGAUCCCUCCAGCGUGCGCGCUGUGCCUACGUGCCCAGUUCCCGAUCUGUCGCACGUCGUACAUGAAUGUACGGAUGCUUGUGCCCUCAACUCUCACCUUUUGCAGCAACACAUGGCUCACUCCGCUCUCAUGCGGUCCAUUCCGUUCUAA